Molecule: messenger RNA, 1329 nt
Organism: Camellia sinensis
Lineage: Eukaryota; Viridiplantae; Streptophyta; Magnoliopsida; Ericales; Theaceae
Source: RefSeq, a predicted model, not a curated record
AUGGCUUUACAUUAUCAUUGGCCAUUAAAGCAACUUGACAUCAGCAAUGCAUUUCUUCAUGGCACUUUGGAUGAGGAAGUAUAUAUGACUCAACCACCAGGUUUUGUUAGCUCUUCCUCUCCUCAUCAUGUAUGCAAGCUUCAGAAAGCUCUUUAUGGCCUCAAACAGGCUCCUCGCGCUUGGUAUUCUACUUUCUCCAAGUUCUUAUUAUCUCACGGGUUUGUCAAUAGUCAUUGUGAUAACUCUCUCUUUGUUCACAGGACUUCCACUACCAUAACAGUUCUUCUGGUGUACGUCGACGACAUUUUACUUACUGGUAAUAGUCCCUCUCAUCUUCAAGCUCUCAUUCACCAGAUGCAGUCUGUUUUUGCCAUGAAAGAAUUGGGUGAUCUUUCUUAUUUCUUGGGUAUUUCUAUUCAAGCAGUGGGUGACUCUUAUUUUCUGUCUCAAUCUAAAUAUGCCUCUGACAUUCUUCUUAAAGCUGGUAUGACCUCUUGUAAACCAUGCCCUACUCCUAUGUCAAUAAAACUUGUUGAUACUCCUGCUGCUAAUCUUCCUUUUCAUCAGCCUCAGUUAUACAGAAGUUUGGUAGGUGCUUUACAGUAUCUAACUCUCACUCGUCCAGAUCUGUCUUUCGCUGUCAAUCAAGCUUGUCAAUACAUGCAUGCACCUACUAAUGCUCACUUUACUCUGCUUAAAUGCAUUCUUCGGUUUGUUCAGAGUUCCCUUUCUCAUGGCUUGACUUUUCAUCCUAGUUCGUUUGAGCUUCAGGCCUUUUCUGAUUCAAAUUGGGCUAGUGACACUGUUGAUCGCAAAUCUACCUCUGGCUACUGUGUUUUCCUUGGUUCUAACAUCAUCUCUUGGUCUGCUAAAAAGCAGCCUACUGUGUCCCGAUCCAGCACCGAAGCAGAGUAUCGUUCUUUUGCUCAUGCUACGGCUGAACUUAGUUGGUUACAAAUGCUUCUUCAUGAUCUUUCUCUCCCUCUUGUAACCACUCCCAUUCUUUGGUGUGACAACUUAUCUGCCAUUGCCUUAGCCUCCAAUCCUGUGUUUCACACAAGGUCCAAACAUAUCGAAGUUGAUUGUCACUUUAUUCGUGACAAAAUUGCUUCCAAGAAGCUUCUUCUUUACUACCUACCCUCUGCUGAGCAAAUUGCAGAUAUCUUCACCAAACCACUGUCUGUUGCUCAGUUUCAGUACCUUCAGUUCAAGCUGCUGGUCACUUCUCCUCCCAUCCGCUUGCAGGGGGAUGAUAAGACUCUCUCUGCAGCAGUCUCUCUGCACCAGAUGGCUCUGCAGCAAGCUCAAGAACUCAAGCUAGUUAGUUAA